Rattus rattus (black rat) is the source of this 4758-nucleotide messenger RNA. RefSeq names its product cadherin 10 (gene Cdh10). NCBI's taxonomy places the organism in Eukaryota, Metazoa, Chordata, Mammalia, Rodentia, Muridae. Gene Ontology annotation, molecular function: cadherin binding; calcium ion binding. The record is from RefSeq and is a predicted model, not a curated record. The transcript has 13 exons. Gene Ontology annotation, cellular component: catenin complex; adherens junction; plasma membrane. The coding region runs from base 419 to 2758 and encodes 779 amino acids. Gene Ontology annotation, biological process: calcium-dependent cell-cell adhesion; cell morphogenesis; adherens junction organization.
GAACCUUUCUCUCCUUGUGAGGAACGGCUUUCCCCCCCACCCUUUCCUUUUCCCCCCUCCCUUAAUCAGAACCACUGAAUGAAAGCCAAUCAGAGAGAGACUUCGCCCCCCCCAUCCCCGUUUUCUUUGGUUCCCUGCGGUCCAGAGUUAAAAGUGACGCUGAGAGAAAGCUUGAGUUAGACCGAAGUAGAAUCAGUGAGAGAAAAUAACAGCAGAAAACAAACAAAAAGGGGACAGGGUGACAGUCUCUUCAGGGUUAUUUGGCUGGAACCAACUUCCGUUUUCCAGAAGCUGAUGAAACAAGCUCUUGGAAAUAUGUACAUAGCACUAAUGAAGUCUUGGAAACCAGUCGAGAUCUGAUACCAUAAACAGGACUACUUUUUCAUCAUCUACACUGGAAUUUUUCAAGAAGUAAACUAUGUCAAUCUAUUCGUUCUUGAGACUGUUUGUUCUCUGGGCAUGCCUGCCCCACUUCUGCUGUCCAGAAUUAACGUUCAGAAGGACUCCUGGGCUUCAGCAAAUGACUGCAGAAUCCCAUGUCCCAAGGGGUGAUGGUAAAAUCCUUCACCGUCAAAAACGUGGCUGGAUGUGGAACCAGUUUUUCUUACUGGAAGAAUAUACUGGAUCUGAUUACCAAUAUGUCGGCAAGCUUCAUUCAGACCAAGAUAAAGGAGAUGGAUCGCUCAAAUAUAUUUUGUCUGGAGACGGAGCUGGUACUCUUUUUAUUAUUGAUGAAAAAACAGGUGAUAUUCACGCCACACGAAGAAUUGAUAGGGAAGAAAAGGCCUUUUAUACUCUACGUGCACAAGCUAUUAACAGAAGAACUCUGAGGCCAGUUGAGCCAGAGUCAGAAUUUGUGAUCAAAAUCCACGAUAUCAACGACAAUGAGCCUACAUUCCCAGAAGAAAUUUAUACAGCCAGCGUUCCUGAAAUGUCUGUUGUAGGUACUUCUGUGGUGCAAGUCACAGCUACAGAUGCCGAUGACCCUUCAUAUGGAAACAGCGCCAGAGUCAUUUACAGCAUACUUCAAGGGCAGCCUUAUUUCUCUGUGGAACCAGAAACAGGUAUCAUAAGGACAGCUCUACCAAACAUGAACAGAGAGAACAAGGAACAGUACCAGGUGGUUAUUCAAGCCAAGGACAUGGGCGGUCAGAUGGGGGGUUUGUCUGGAACCACCACAGUGAACAUCACUCUCACAGAUGUCAACGACAAUCCUCCUCGCUUCCCCCAAAACACCAUCCAUCUGCGAGUUCUUGAAUCCUCUCCAGUUGGCACAGCUGUGGGAAGUGUAAAAGCCACCGAUGCUGACACGGGGAAAAAUGCCGAAGUGGAUUACCGCAUUAUUGAUGGAGAUGGCACAGAUAUGUUUGACAUUAUAACUGAGAAGGACACACAGGAAGGCAUCAUCACUGUGAAAAAGCCACUUGACUAUGAGAACCGAAGACUCUAUACUCUGAAGGUGGAAGCAGAAAAUACCCAUGUGGAUCCACGUUUUUACUAUUUAGGGCCAUUCAAAGAUACAACAAUUGUAAAAAUCUCCAUAGAAGACGUGGAUGAGCCUCCAGUUUUCAGUCGAUCCUCCUAUCUGUUUGAGGUUCAUGAGGAUAUUGAAGUGGGCACAAUCAUUGGUACUGUAAUGGCAAGAGACCCAGAUUCUACUUCCAGUCCCAUCAGAUUUACUUUAGAUCGCCAUACUGAUCUUGACAGGAUCUUUAACAUUCAUUCUGGAAACGGAUCACUUUAUACGUCAAAGCCACUUGAUCGUGAACUAUCUCAAUGGCACAACCUUACCGUCAUAGCUGCCGAGAUCAAUAAUCCUAAAGAGACAACUCGUGUGUCUGUUUUUGUGAGGAUUUUGGAUGUUAAUGACAACGCUCCACAAUUUGCUGUGUUUUAUGACACGUUUGUAUGUGAAAAUGCCAGACCAGGACAGCUGAUACAGACAAUAAGUGCAGUUGACAAAGAUGACCCCUUAGGUGGACAGAAGUUCUUCUUCAGUUUGGCUGCUGUGAAUCCUAACUUCACAGUGCAAGACAAUGAAGACAACACUGCCAGAAUUUUAACCAGAAAGAAUGGCUUCAACCGUCAUGAAAUAAGCACCUACCUACUGCCAGUAGUGAUAUCUGAUAAUGACUACCCCAUUCAGAGCAGCACUGGCACCCUGACGAUCCGUGUUUGCGCCUGUGACAGCCAGGGCAACAUGCAGUCCUGCAGUGCCGAAGCCCUGCUCCUUCCUGCUGGCCUCAGCACGGGCGCCCUAAUCGCCAUUCUUCUCUGCAUCAUCAUUCUGCUGGUUAUAGUAGUCCUCUUUGCAGCCCUAAAAAGGCAACGGAAGAAAGAGCCUCUGAUUUUAUCCAAAGAAGACAUCAGAGACAACAUUGUGAGCUAUAACGACGAAGGUGGCGGAGAGGAGGACACCCAAGCCUUUGAUAUUGGAACCCUGAGGAAUCCUGCAGCUAUCGAGGAGAAAAAGCUGCGGCGAGAUAUCAUUCCUGAAACGUUAUUUAUACCGCGGCGGACUCCUACGGCCCCGGAUAACACGGAUGUCCGGGAUUUCAUUAAUGAGCGCCUCAAAGAGCACGACUUGGACCCCACUGCGCCUCCCUACGACUCGCUGGCUACCUAUGCCUAUGAAGGAAACGACUCCGUUGCUGAAUCGCUGAGCUCCUUAGAAUCAGGAGCCAAUUGUUUCUCCAUAAGUUAUCUUCUUACCAAAUCGAAUUUAAUGCACAGGAGGAGAAAAAUAAUCACAUUCUAAGCAAUGUUGAAAGCCCUGACCAAAAUGAUAUGACAGGUAAGCGCUGCUCUUCUGCAAUACAUUCUUACACCGUAAUAUAUGCAAGCUUCUUCGUACCGAAAGCAUCUGUAAAUUAUAAGGCACUUAACAUUUAUCAUCUGGAAAAUUGACAAGAAUGGUGCUCUCACCCCUGAGCGGCAGAAUCAACCACACUCAGAUUUAAAUCAUUGCCCUUCUAGGUUCUUGUGCUCAAUAUAUGGGAGGUAGAGCAGUUUUAUCCCGUUCAUAUUUGCUAAGACAGUGUCUGGAAGAAUAAAACCUUUCCUCAUUUUUUUUUGAAUGACAUUUUUGCUCUUGGAGUUUAUAGGCAGAAUGAGAUCAAACAGUUCAGGCCGGAAUAUCAUUGACUGGAAUUAUACUUACCUCCCAUGGUGACUUUGAAAAUACCUGGUAAUGGCAGUAAUAACACAGAAUAUUCCAUUAAGAUGCAGCUUCCCAACCCACUUAUGUCAGCUUUCAGAGAUGCAUCACAUAUUGUUGUAACGUGUGUGUGUGUGUGUGUGUGUGUGUGUAAAAAGAAUAAUUUAGUAGAAAGCAAAAAAAUAAUUUUAAGUACAAACUUUAAAGUGCUGGUAAUUUUCCAUAAAAUGUUACUGAGAAUCCUGGGGGUGGGAACAAUAUUGUUCUUAAUUGUUCAAGUCCCACCGCCGCGUCAUUUGUAAAUGGAAUACUUUAGUUGCAGAAGCAGAAGUCACAAUCGCUGCUGACUAUGUUGUAAACAAUACCAAAGAUUCAUGUGCUAAUUAGUGAAAAUGCUCUAUGAUUUGAAUAGGUCUGUGUGCUAUGUUAAUAUAUCCUUAUUACAAAAUUAAUCAUUUCAAUCUAUGGUGUUUUUAUUCUAACUUCAAGGCUGAAGGGCCCACACCACUCUACCAACAACUACUUCAGUUUGUAUAAUAGUCUGAUUAUGAAAGAGAGACAACCCAUGAGGCCCAAUUAAAAUCACAGCCAAGUAGUGCUAAAAACACAUCAGGCUGAAUAUUAACACUUAGUAUGACAGAACUCACUAAUAUAUAUCAUAAGUUGGCUUUCAAAAGCGACUAAGUUUAAGGAAUGGAACUUUUCUCCUUUGUACCGAAUUGAAAUGAGGAACAUGUUGUUUCCUGGCAAGAUCAGUCAUUAAAAAUAGAUGAAGUUGACAAAGCAAAAGGAAAACAAAGGCCUCUGAACAUCUCAAAUUGGUCAUAAUUUAAAAUACAAUUUUUGUUAGAAUUAUUUCUACCUUUCCACACAAGUAGCUCCUUGAGUCAAUAUUAGAUGUCAAUAAAGUAAUUCUUGUGUCUAUAAUGUAAUUCUUAGGUGGAGACUUUUAAUUAUCUUCUUUCAGAAAUGUCAAGUGACACCAAAUUAUUCUGGCAUUUACUUAAUCAUCCAUUAUUUUGAAAAUCGGGAGUUGCAACAGUGAUCUCUAGUAUAACCCAAAUCAGUUUCAGAAAUGUUUUUCAUUAGGAUAGGUGGGCAGGCUUAUGUGUUAUUUUCAGAGAAAUUGGUCAAUAGCAGAUACUCCAAUAUUGUUGUUAAUGACAAUGGUAUGUUAAGGUUAUUUCUUGGUUGCCAUGGAAUUCAAAUCAUAAGUUUUAAAGAUCUAUUUAAUGUUUCUCAGUCACCCUUUGGUAUUGUGCUUGCCCAAUAGAAUUCCCAGUACACUCAUUAUCCCAGCAUUAGUGUUCUGUAUUGAUGGAGCUACUGUCUCUCAAAAUAUUAUUGAUGUAAAUGAACCAAUGUAGUUUUUUCAUUUCUUCAUUUAUAUAUAACGUCAAUAUAAAUUGUUUAUUGAGCAUCUAUUAUAAAUAUAUACAAAAACCAGGAAUGUUCUGAAACCCAGAGGUGUAAUAAAUUAUAUAUAAUUCUUCUAAUCAUAAGUGUGUAUUUAUUUUACUUACAAAGAUAAGAGAUGGGAAAAGCUAUGUUGAAAUGAAGACCACUGAGCUUACAAUAAAUUAUCUAGCUCUUAAAAUUAA